AUGAAAUCUACUACGUUCCAGCCGAAAUGCGUGGCUACAACCUCGACAACCCAGGAAGGGCAGAAAGCGGAGGACAGUCUGGGUGUGACAAAGAAUGUCCAUGAAAGCCAUUUCAAAAGUGUACAAUGGACUUCGGAUGGCACGAGCCUGAUCGCCUGUCCGGCAGACAACUCGAUUCAGACUUUUAUCGUGCCUCCAGAAUUGCUCGAGGAGAUUGGUCAGCCACACUCUCUGUCCCCAUACUGCAGCAUACCGUCGACCGAGCCCGUCAAUGCGGUUGUGGGAUACCCGCACUUCAGCCUUGAAGAUCCAUCCACUGCGCUCGUCUUGUCGUCAAUGAGGGAUCAUCCAAUUCGAUUGAAUUCGGCUCUUACUGGACACCUCGGUGCAUCUUAUCCGCUGGUCAAUCCGAUGACCGAGGCUUACAUUUGUCCACACUCGCUUCUUUCCACUCCUCAGGGCGAUCGCUUUGUGGCUGGCUCUGAGUCCCUGAUAUCCGUCUUUGAUCUGUCUCGUCCAGGUCAGGAACCGAUCUCCACAGUACCGACUGGACCGAAGAGACGAACCGGUACUGACUACAGCGCUGCUGUGAACAUGCGAGGCAUUGUUUCGGCAUUGGCCGUCGACCCUGCGACUGGCAUUCUGGCUGCUGGCACAUAUGGUAGACAAGUUGGACUAUACGAUGCCAUGGGUCAAGGAGAGUGUGUUGGCGUAUUUUCCGUCCAGGGCACCACGUCUGAUGGUCGAAUUGGAGGUAGCGGAGUUACCCAAGUCACUUGGAGUCCCUGUGGAAGAUACUUGUACAUCGCUGAAAGAAAGAGUGAUGGAGUUGUCGUCUAUGAUAUUCGCAAGACGGGACAAUUACUUGCUUGGCUUGAAGGUCGCAAAGCCCAGACAAAUCAACGACUGGGUGUCGACUUGGUAAGGACUGACGACCAAGGCGGCCAUGAAAUAUGGGCUGGCGGCCUUGAUGGAUUUGUCAGGAUGUGGAAAGAUCCUCACCAAAGCGAGGGUCCGGUCUCUGCGAGUUUCGAGUUCAAAGCCCAUGAUGAUGUGGUGUCCGGCGUUGUGGCUCAUCGUGGUGGUGGCGUGCUUGCUACUGCCUCCGGCCAACGUCACUUCGUGUCUGGGCUUGACGAAGAACAUCCAUCUGGUCUGGCUGUAGAUAACAGCUUGAAGAUCUGGACACUAGAGACGGAUGGAUCUUGA
Molecule: messenger RNA, 1209 nt
Organism: Exophiala viscosa
Lineage: Eukaryota; Fungi; Ascomycota; Eurotiomycetes; Chaetothyriales; Herpotrichiellaceae
Product: WD40-repeat-containing domain protein
Exons: 4
Coding region: 1-1209 (402 amino acids)
Molecular function (GO): protein binding
Source: RefSeq, a predicted model, not a curated record